Molecule: messenger RNA, 756 nt
Organism: Ananas comosus (pineapple)
Lineage: Eukaryota; Viridiplantae; Streptophyta; Magnoliopsida; Poales; Bromeliaceae
Exons: 2
Coding region: 1-756 (251 amino acids)
Biological process (GO): proteolysis
Molecular function (GO): aspartic-type endopeptidase activity
Source: RefSeq, a predicted model, not a curated record
AUGUCGACUGCAUCGGCCCCGGCGGUUCCAGCUUGCUAUGCUUUGCCCCCUCCUGCAGCAUCUACUGGGCGGGCAGCGGCGCCACGCCAACCAGAGCCUGCACGAUCUGCACCGAGCGGGAGGAUGUAUGCUGCACCCGUUCACAUUGAGGAGCCUUCAGAGGCCAACGAGCGCAAUGUCGUGGCAGGUAUAAUUUUGGUUAAAGAUGUUCGAGCAAGAGCUCUAUUUGAUACAGGUGCGUCACAUUCAUUCAUUAGUCGAUCAUUCGCACAAGCACAUGAUAUUGAGUAUCGUCUAGGGGAGCACGUUUGGCAUGUUGAGGGCCCCGGGCGAUCAUUUAUGGUUAGGAAGCGAUGCUUGGCAUAUCCAGUGCAAGUGAACGACUGGGUUAUGCCGAUCGACUUGUUGGUGCUCAAAAGGUUGAAGGAGUUUGACAUCAUAUUGGGCAUGGAUUGGCUCUCGAAGUACUAUGUGUCGAUCGAUUUCCCGACUCGAUUUAUCACAUUUAGGGAGCCGGGUCAAGAAGAGUUCACCUAUCGAGCUUGCAAGAGCUCGUGCUUUGCCACGACGGUAUCGGCGACUAGAGCGAGGAAGUUAGUGAACAGCGGUUGCACAACUUAUUUGGCGACCGUUGUGGAGAUUGAUCGAGUGGUUCCGACCCUCGAGGAGUUGGCGGUUGUGCGGGAGUUCCCCGAUGUGUUUCCCGCAGAAUUACCGAGAGGGUCACGUUUCAAUAUCUCGCGCAGGCAAUUUUAA